Drosophila miranda is the source of this 1341-nucleotide messenger RNA. RefSeq names its product protein argonaute-2-like. Lineage: Eukaryota; Metazoa; Arthropoda; Insecta; Diptera; Drosophilidae. The transcript is spliced from 5 exons. The coding region runs from base 99 to 1238 and encodes 379 amino acids. The record is from RefSeq and is a predicted model, not a curated record. Gene Ontology annotation, molecular function: RNA binding; protein binding.
CGCCUGCCUGUCUUGGCAGCGCCCCGCGCGUCUUCAGAGUCAACGGGCUUUGUAAGGUUCCGGCUAGCACUCAGACAUUUGAGCUGGAUGGAAAAGAAAUGACCGUUGCAGAGUACUACAAGUCUCGGCAGUAUAAUUUAAAGUUUCCGAACCUUCUCUGCUUGCAUGUUGGGCCGCCGUUGAAGCACAUUUACUUGCCUAUCGAACUAUGUCGCAUUGAGGAUGGGCAGACACUGAAUCGCAAGGAUGGAGCUAAUCAGGUGGCGGCCAUGAUUAAGUAUGCUGCCACUUCCACCAACGAGAGGAAGGCCAAGAUCAUCCGCUUGAUGGAAUAUUUCAGGCACAAUUUAGACCCGACCAUCAGCCACUUUGGCAUACGUCUGGGCAGUGACUUCAUCGUCGUGAAUACACGCACGCUCAAUGCGCCUCAGAUUGAGUACAAAAACAAUUUGGCCUCGGUGAGGAACGGUUCGUGGCGCAUGGACGGCAUUCAAUUCCUUGAACCCAAGCCAAAGUCACAUAAAUGGGCCAUACUCUACGGCAAGAUUAACUACCUGUAUGUGGACGAGCUUCAGAAGAUGGUUCUUCAGAAGAGUCGCAAAGUCAAUCUGUGCCUGGAUGCCAAGGCCGAGAAACUGUACUACAAGGAUGAACUUCAUAAGUUCCAACAAUCCUACCCCGAGCACAUAAUCUAUUAUCGUGAUGGCGUAAGCGAUGGCCAGUUUCCCAACAUCAAGAAUAAAGAGUUGAGGGGAAUUUCUGCCGCCUGCAGCAAGCUGCACACUAAGCCCAAGAUUUGCUGCGUCAUUGUAGUUAAGCGGCAUCAUACGCGCUUCUUUCCGAACGGAGUUCCAUCGCAAUACAACAAGUUCAACAACGUUGUUCCGGGAACCGUCGUCGAUCGCACCAUUGUCCAUCCCAAUGAGAUGCAGUUCUUCAUGGUCAGCCAUCAGUCGAUUCAGGGGACGGCCAAGCCGACGCGUUACACCGUAAUCGAGAAUACGGGCAACUUGGAUAUUGAUGUACUGCAGAAAUUGACAUACAAUCUUUGUCACAUGUUUCCUCGUUGCAACCGCGCAGUGUCUUAUCCGGCUCCGGCAUAUUUGGCACAUUUGGCUGCGGCACGUGGACGUGUCUACCUUACUGGCUGCACCAAGUUUCGUUCUCCCCAGGAGGAGUACGCAAAGCGUUUGAUAAUGCCAGAGUUCAUGAAGACGAACCCUAUGUAUUUUGUUUAGGCAGAAAACUAACAAAAUAUCUUCACUUCUUCUAAACGAAAAAGAAGUUACAAAAUAUAAAUUAUUGACCCACACCUGUCUUGCCCCUAAUGUAAAAUUUAAU